This is a messenger RNA of Salvelinus namaycush (lake trout), 1158 nucleotides long. RefSeq lists its product as uncharacterized. The record is from RefSeq and is a predicted model, not a curated record. Bases 1 to 1158 code for a protein of 385 amino acids. The transcript has 8 exons. Lineage: Eukaryota; Metazoa; Chordata; Actinopteri; Salmoniformes; Salmonidae.
AUGCUUAAGGAGGUCAAAGCUCCACAGAAAGUGAUGUGGAAUCAAACAGUCAAGAAAGCAUUCUGGGUGGAUUCAGGUGCUGGAAUCGAUUCUCAGAUCCAUUCUGUACUGUCCACGUUCAAGCCCUCAGGCCCUCCUCUUCCCAGGUUGACAGUGAGUCCUGCAGUCAUCAGAGAGCUAGACUCAGUUCAGCUGAGCUGUGUGACUCCUCCAUCCGUCUCCGUGUCUCACUGUUAUCUCUUCACUGAGAAGCGAGACUAUAAACCAUCCUGUCGGCAGACACUCACAGGGACUGAGCUCCUCUCGUGGUCAGAUCAACGUUCACCUGCUGUGGUCAACGUGAGAUGUUACUACUACGCUGUAGGGAGUUAUAACCCAUCCUCUCACAGUGAUCCUGUCUCGGUCACUGUCGAAGGUAAACUGCAGAAACCAGACAUUAGUGUCAAUGACGAAUCUUCUCAUGACAUCACCAUUCUUUGUGUACUUCCUGAGUCUGUCAGUGAUGGUCAUAGCUGUAACCUGUACACUGGAGACCAGCCUCAGGCCUACAAAGAGGCUUGGGUCAGGAGAUUUAACGCAACAUUAUCCAAACUAUUCUGUACCUUCCGUGUCACUAAGAAUGAUCUGUUCAGGCAUCUGCAGUUGGAGAGAGAUGUGAGCUGUGACUAUAGAGUGAACACAGGAUCACACUCUCUGUCUCCCCGCAGUGAUAAAUACAUUAUUACAGGUCAGAAACCAAAUAUUACAGUUAGUCUGAAAGAGAACCUCAUCACCUGUUUAAUUCCUGGCUCUGUCAGUAAUGACACCACCUGUAACCUGUAUGUUGGAGAGCAGAGUAAGAGUCUUUUUAGAGCACACGUCAGGAAGAAGAAACACAACGAUUCCAAAUGCUGGUUCUGUCAAUUCUCUGUGGACGAGAAUGAUCUUAUUAGAAGUCUACAGUUAGUGAGGCGUAAGGAGGUGAGCUGUGACUACAGCGUGAGCUCAGGACCAAACUCUCUCUCACCACGCAGUGAUGGGUACAGCUUUACAGUUUCGACUGUUACUUCUACUUUGACCCCAGACACCCCAGUGAGAUCAACUACCAGUUUGACCUCUCCUUUGACCCCCAGCACUGCAGUAAAUCCUACAUCAGGUGUGUUGGUCAUCUUUCUCUAG